CCUCCCCAGCCCGCACCCUCCACGUCGUCAAAACCCUCCGUCCAACCACCUCCACCACAUCCACCAGCAGAAGAACCACCAGUGAUAACACCCAACAAACCCUCAAAAACACCCUCGAAUCCCUCCUCUCUUCCACCCUCACCCACCCUCACCUCCUCCACACAAUCGACAUCCUCCCCAACUCCCAACUCGAGACAUGUCUCGUGAGCGAGUACUGCUCCCUGGGAGAUUUGGGGAUAGGUAAGAAUGGAAUAAAAAGAGGAUUAGAGAUCACCGAAGCAAACACCAUCUUCUCCCAGCUUAUGAGUGCGAUUGAGUAUCUUCAUGCGUUGGGGAUAGGACAUGGGGAUGUUUGUGUGGAGAAUAUAUUCCUUACUUAUGAUCAUCAUCACCAUUCCACCUCUGAUGAAAGAGAAGGAAGGAGGAUAUGUGUCAAGUUGGGGGAUUUGGGGAGACCUUACGCAUCCCCUGAGAUACUUUCUCCUGUUGAACAUCAACAUCAACAUGAAGAUAAAGAGAAGGAACUCGACCCCCGAGCAGCAGAUAUCUGGGCCGCGGGGAUCGUGUACCUAGUUAUGCGAAUGGGCCGGAUUCUGUGGCGAAAUGCAGUCGAGGACGAGGAUGGACGAUAUGCCGAGUAUUUGAGGGGGCGGAGGAGUUGUGAGGGGUAUGAGGGGAUUGAGGGGUUGGGAAGUACACAAUGUCACAAUGUGAUCUACGCCAUGCUGGACCCUGGUCCGCGGAGAAGAAUUCGGGCCGGGGAAGUGACUCGCUCGGAGUGGUUGUUUGGAUACCUCAAUCAUAUAUAA
Messenger RNA from Aspergillus sclerotioniger CBS 115572, 809 nucleotides. Its product is annotated as kinase-like protein. The transcript has 4 exons. The record is from RefSeq and is a predicted model, not a curated record. Lineage: Eukaryota; Fungi; Ascomycota; Eurotiomycetes; Eurotiales; Aspergillaceae. The coding region runs from base 303 to 809 and encodes 168 amino acids. Gene Ontology annotation, biological process: intracellular signal transduction; intracellular monoatomic cation homeostasis; protein phosphorylation. Gene Ontology annotation, molecular function: ATP binding; protein serine/threonine kinase activity.